GGCACGUGAGGUCAUUGAACUUUUGAACUUUGAGCACUUGCUUCUGCAGGAAGAGUUGCUCAAGAAUCUUCUCUUCUCAAACUUCUUUAAGUGCCCAGCUGAACGUCUUUAAGUCUCACCAUGGCAGCAGCAAGUGCCGUGGCUCACAUAGUGCCUAAGCAGGAGGUGGUAGCGUUUGUUGAGCGGUGUAUGGGGUCAGUGGGAACACCGGCUGCCCACGCCACGGCUCUGGCCCAGGCCCUGAUGACAGCUGACUACAGAGGACACUUCAGUCACGGGCUCAACAGGCUAGACAUGUACGUUCAGGAUAUCCGGUCUGGUAUGACUGUGAAGGAUGGAGAGCCCACGGUGGUGAACGAGCGGGCUGGGACGGCGUUCGUGAACGGGAACAACCUCCUCGGGCCGGUGGUGUCAAAUUUCUGCAUGGACCUCGCCAUGAGGAAGGCAAAGGAUGCUGGGAUAGGAUGGGUUGUAGCUUGUGGAUCGAACCAUUACAGCAUUGCGGGGUACUACAGUCUGAAGGCUUGUGACCAAGGCUUGGUGGGCAUGUCAUUCACCAACACAUCCCCACUGGUGGUGCCAACAAGAGCCAGGAAGGCCACCCUGGGUACCAACCCCAUCUCUGUAGCAGCUCCAGGGAAGGCGGGAGACAGUUUUGUGCUGGACAUGGCGACCUCCACGUGUGCCCUUGGGAAGAUUGAGCUGCAUGACAGGAAAGAGCUGCCCAUCCCCACCAGCUGGGGAGUGGACUCUGCCGGCAGGGAAUCGACUGACCCAAAGCCUGUGUUGGAGGGCGGGGGUCUGAUGGCGCUGGGAGGGUCAGAGGUCACAGGAGGAUACAAGGGUUACGGGCUGGCCAUGAUGGUGGAACUGUUCUGUGGAAUCCUGAGCGGCGGGGCUUACGGGCCGAACGUACGCAAGUGGAAGACUAAUGACAGGGUCGCCAACCUGGGCCAGUGUUUUGUGGCCAUCGACCCAGAGGCCUUUGCUCCUGGGUUCCAGGAUCGAAUGCAGGACCUGAUGGACCAUUGUAGGAACUUGGAGCCGGCUGAAGGAGAGACGGAGGUGCUGGUAGCAGGAGACCCUGAGAGGAAACACAUGUCCAUGUGUGACGACCAGGGGGGUAUCCCAUAUCACGUCAACCAGUUCACUCACUUGCAAAACCUGGCUAAGCAGCUUGAGGUGGAGCCGCUGAAGGAGAAAAACUGAUCAGCUGAAAGACAGUGAAACAAUGCUGUGCAAUAAUUAUGGUCUACUCUACUCACAAGUUUUUAUAUCAGUCAUAAUUUCUUAUAUGCACAAAUCUUAACAAAAAUCCUCUAAUGAAUUGAGUUUCUAUUGAAACUGUGGAUAAUGUAUAAUUUGAAAUUUAUUAGUAAAUGGCAAACAGGUAUUUACUGGAUUGAACUGGAUUGAAACUGUUAAACAAUCAUGACUUAUAAUGUUUUGGGAUUUUAAGGAAAAUAUUUUAUGGAAUAAAACCUCAUCACAAAUGAAUUUAUUAC
Molecule: messenger RNA, 1505 nt
Organism: Branchiostoma belcheri (Belcher's lancelet)
Lineage: Eukaryota; Metazoa; Chordata; Leptocardii; Amphioxiformes; Branchiostomatidae
Exons: 12
Coding region: 121-1209 (362 amino acids)
Molecular function (GO): oxidoreductase activity
Source: RefSeq, a predicted model, not a curated record